UUUCGUUUUUAUUACUUAUUGUCACUUUCACAUUCGUCUUAUGUUAGUGUUUGUUAAAGUCAUUUGUAAUUCUUUAUUAAUCAGUGUCCUAGUAUUCGUAUUUUGUAUCUCUGCUUUUGGAAAUGUCUGGCUGCGCCACAGUAGCGCGCGCGGUAACCGGUUGCUUGAACUGAGAGGCGGGAAAAGGAGGCGCGCGAGGACGUGUACAUCGAGUGUCAAAAAAACUUGAGGCGAGAAGGAAAUAAGUUUAAUCGACCUUAUUUAUUGAUAUCUUUGUACAUAAACGUUAAAACUUGUAAGCGAAACCUCUUAUCUAGUCAACGUCACAUAAACGUGACACAUGUGCAGCCAUUUGGAUUUUUUAGAAAGAAAAUUUUGAUAGAUUUGGCAGUCUUGCCAUCUCGGUAGCUGUAUAUAAUAUGCCCGUGUUAUUACCAAACCUGUAGCUGACAUGAUAUCUGAAAUUUGGCUUGGGCGGAAAUAUUCGUACAUUGAUUGUGAGUGCUCUGCAAUCCGUGAUGAAAAGGAGGAUGGACACUUUGGCCACGAAGAAGGAAAUAAUAUGUGCUGCGAAGACAGACCUGAACUUGCUGCUUGAGUGUCUUAAAUUCCAGAUGAACUGUCCAGAUUCACAGAAACAGGCUCUGCUCACUAUAUCCUCCAUCUGCCAACAGAAAGAGGAGAUCUUUGAAUAUUUCCAGGAGAUAGGCGGCGUUCAGUUUGUUUAUAACCUUUCCCAGUCCAGCAAACACUCUGGCGUGAAGGAAGCAUCCUUGUUCAUGCUGGGAGCCCUAGCAGAGAGCAGUGUGUUUUGCCAGCAAGCACUGUGCAGGGCUAGCAUUUUUGCGGACUUGGCCCAUUUGCUUGUUCAGGACCUCACACUGAGUUUCAAAGCAACAGUCGUAUACAUGGUAUCUGCACUGGUUGCCAGCAACAGACUGGGCCAGACACUUGCGAGGCAUUCAGGCUGUGUCAGUGCCCUCCUAAGGCUAUUCAGUACAAGUUUUCCCAGCACCAGUGACUGUGAGAAACCAAGGAUGGCGUCUCAGCUGUAUCAGCUGUGGGCUUCGUUAUCAAGUGCCAUUUGUGGCUGUGUCAAUAACCCACAGAAUGAAGAGAACCAGCAAAUGUGUAUGUCCAUCUUUCCUGUCAUAAAACUGUGGCUGCAGAACUUUGGACAAUCAAGGAAUGAUGUGAUACAACCUAUCUGUUCUUUCAUAACAAUGGCCGUUGCCAGUCACUCUAUUGCUCAGGACUAUUUUGCCUCAGUAGGGGGUCUGAGCAUGCUAGCCCAAUGUGUGGCAAGGCUAGCCAUUGAGUCUAGCAUAGAACGCUCUGCAUUCAAGGCAGCCAUCACCAUGACCAGGGCUCUGUGCGCGUGUUUAGGGGACAAUGCUCCUCUAGCUGCAGGCUUGGCUGAGCAUCACCUGGUGUCCAGUCUCCUCAUGUUGCUCUCAUGCCCCACCGUGAGCACAGCUGACCAGCUUUGCAUCAUACUCACACUGAGCCACUGCACCGAAGCUAGUGAGGUCCAUCAGCAGCACCUCCUGCAGGGAGGUGGUCUGUCCAAAAUGAUCAACCUGCUGGCUGAGUCCCAGGAUGAGGAACUGAAAAGGGCUGUCAUCUUUGUGCUCCACACCUGUGAGCAGAAGAUCAAGACCUUAGGUGUGGCCAGUGAAAGCAGCCCUUCCUGUUAUGAGCCCAUCAACUUCCGAACCUCCUCCGAACCCCAGCAGCAUUUUGCACCUUCCUGCAACAUGGAAAGUUACUGGAGUUUUUCAAAUGAAAUGCUUCAGAGGAUAAACCGGCUGGAGAGAGCGCUGGCUGGGGACUUCCAGGGAAGUAUUGGUGAGGAGGAGAGGAACCUGGCAAAUUCCACAGAUAAGAGGUAUGAUCCUGCACAGUACAGGGUGGCCAGAGACAUGGGAGAGGGAGAUCUGCUGCUACUGUCACCUCCUGUGAAUUCAAGUGCUCAGUUCUGGGAAGGCACUCCGUGCCGAAAAGUGGUAGGCCGGCACGAGGCUUGGAGGAACAGCCAGAAAUGGAGUGUAAGCUCUUUCAAGCACUGUGAACUGACCAAGGACAAGCCAGUUCCUUCUGAAAUUAGACUGAGUGGGGACAGCCAUAGAAUCCAGGACCAUUGUGAAGAUAAUGCGUGUUCUGCUAGGAGAUGCAUAUUCCAGACUGCUACUGAGCUGGGAAAAGUGAUAUCACCAUGUGGAGAAAAAGAUGGAGAUGGGGUUGGGCUAUUGCUACACAAGCCAGACCAAGCUGGUUGCAGCUCCACCUCCAGACCACAAGGGAAUUCCAACAAACAGGAUGGCAUCACCUGUUCCAUCUACAGAGCAACCAAAGCCUUGACCCUCCAAGAUACAAGAACUACUAGAGAUCCAGAACUAGCAAGUGCUCCAGCUACCAGAGCCGUGAGAUGUGGUUUUCCUGCUCAUUCUUGGAAAAGAAUUAACAGCGAACUCAAUAGUUUACCGAAAACUUCAGCAAAACUGAAAUCACGGAUCUCCUUUAGAUGCUCAGGCUGUACAGUGGGCCUGUCCCCAAUAAACAGCAGGAACAUUUCUCGGAUCCUCCGCUCCUGCCAGCACAAGUGUGACAGACACACGGUCCUGAUGGAGGCAGAGGACCGCUUCAGAAGAGCUGGCCAGAAAGUGAUCAGGGAAGAGUGGAGUGCUUCCAAGGACUGUAGAUGGAUAUCUUUGACUCCUGUUAAGAGACCUCAGAAAACUGAAGACAGCAGACCUUACCAGAGUGAAGAAGUUUAUGUCAAAAAAGAAAAGGAAAGCGAGCGUGAGGAUGGCUUCUUGUUGCAUAACCCUAAAUCCAGUGUGGUCCAACGUAGAGAGAGGAAGAACUUUACACAGGAAGAAGUUCAGUACUUACUAGAUGGAGUGAGGAAACUGGGACCAUCUUGGAACUGCAUACUGUGGUCUUACCCUUUCCAGACCGGCCGAACUAACGUGGAUUUGGCAAAGAAGUACCACCGCUUACAGAGCAUUGCGGUUUGA
This is a messenger RNA of Scleropages formosus (Asian bonytongue), 3020 nucleotides long. It is a transcript of the gene terb1, whose product is annotated as telomere repeat binding bouquet formation protein 1. The transcript has 20 exons. The record is from RefSeq and is a predicted model, not a curated record. Gene Ontology annotation, biological process: meiotic attachment of telomere to nuclear envelope; homologous chromosome pairing at meiosis. Bases 519 to 3020 code for a protein of 833 amino acids. NCBI's taxonomy places the organism in Eukaryota, Metazoa, Chordata, Actinopteri, Osteoglossiformes, Osteoglossidae.